Messenger RNA from Coregonus clupeaformis (lake whitefish), 4399 nucleotides. Its product is annotated as serine/threonine-protein phosphatase 6 regulatory subunit 2. The record is from RefSeq and is a predicted model, not a curated record. The transcript has 23 exons. The coding region runs from base 552 to 3353 and encodes 933 amino acids. Gene Ontology annotation, cellular component: cytosol; nucleus. Lineage: Eukaryota; Metazoa; Chordata; Actinopteri; Salmoniformes; Salmonidae. Gene Ontology annotation, molecular function: protein phosphatase binding; protein phosphatase regulator activity.
GCCAUUUUGAUUCGAAAAUAUGACCGAGUUUUUCCUGCUUUGCAUGCUUGAGCUGGGAAAAGGCUAGCAUUUGAAUUUAUUUACUGUAGAGGAUAUAAAUAGACAGUACGCGUAAUAAUAUUGAAUAUACAAGGUACAAAUGUGAGGUAACUGCCUGUCCGUUGCAAGAGACUAAUAUCUGUGUCACCAGGUUGACAGAUACUUUGCUGAUACUGCUCGUCAGCCUGACCCAUCAAAACAAAUAACGUUUGGCUAGUUCGCUAACUAACGUUAGUUAUUAGCAAACGAAGGUAGGUCGCGUUAGCCAACUUCUAGCCGUACAUACGAGUGGAUUGCAAACUUUGAACAACACGGUUAUGGUGAGCCCUUCAGUGUGUUGUGUACUAAGGAGGCCCAUGUUCUAAGAGGAGACCCAUGGUGAUAAAUGCCAGGCCUCGCCACGCUCUCUGCCGUCUGCACAAACACAAAUGCCUGCCUGUCUGUGAGGGAGGUCUGAUUAAAGAUACCCACAUUUCAUCUACUGGGCUGUGCCCCCUGUCCAAGCAGCCAUCAUGUUCUGGAAGUUUGACCUGCACACCACGUCCCACAUCGACCAGCUGCUGGACCGGGAGGACGUGACGCUGCGGGAGCUCAUGGAGGAGGACGAUGUCCUGCAGGAGUGCAAGGCCCAGAACCGCCGGCUGCUGCUCUUCCUCUCCCAGGACCACUGCAUGACAGAGCUGGUCAACCUCAUCACCACAGAGCCCCCUGCUGACCUAGAGGAGAAGAGCCGCUUUAAGUUCCCUAACAUCGCCUGUGAGCUCCUGACAUCAGACGUGUCCCUCAUCAACGACAAGUUGGGCGGGGACGAGUCACUCCUGGAGACUCUCUACCACUUCCUGGAGCAGGACCCGCCCCUCAACCCGCUAUUAGCCAGCUUCUUCAGCAAGACCAUUGGCAACCUCAUCGCUAGGAAAACAGAACAGGUAAUCUCCUUCCUGAGGAAAAAGGAUGGCUUCAUCGGCCUGGUGCUGAAACACAUCGACGCCUCCGCCAUGAUGGACCUGCUGCUUCGCCUCAUCAGUUGUGUGGAGCCUGCCCCCUUGAGGCAGGAGGUCCUCAAUUGGCUGAACGAAGAGAAGCUGAUUCAGAGACUCACAGAGCUCAUCCAUACAGGCAAAGACGAGGAAAGACAAUCAAAUGCGUCCCAGACGCUUUGUGACAUCAUCCGCCUUAGUCGAGACCAGGCCAACCAGAUGCAGGAGAACGUCGAGGCUGACCCCUUAUUGGCUGUACUAGAGUCGCAGGAGAGCGUAGCGGGGCUCCUGAAGACCAUGUUUGAGGGGGAGAGGAGUGAGGCCUCCAUUGUUAACGGAACUCAAGUGCUACUUACCUUACUGGAGACCAGGAGGUCCGGGUUGGAGGGGCUGAUGGAUCUCUAUUCUCAGGGAUAUGAAAGGACUUACACUGUCAACAGCAGUAUUCUACAUGCCAUUGAGCCCCAUCUAAAGGACUUCCAGCAGCUUCUCCUGAAUCCACCCAAGAAAAGUGCAAUACUGACGACCGUUGGCCUUCUGGAGGAGCCGCUGGGGAACGCCCGCCUUCACGUGGCCCGGCUGGUGGCUGCCCUGCUGCAGACCAGCGCCCCCAGUGUCUGUCAGGAGCUCUGCAAGCUCACCACCAUGGACCAGCUACUGGACCUGUUCUUCAAGUACUCAUGGAAUAACUUCUUGCACUUCCAAGUGGAGCUGUGUGUGGCGUCCAUCCUGAACCACUCUGGCCCAGAGGAGCGGCCCGUCCCUGGUCUCCAGAACCACGAGGAGGAGAAGCCCCCAGCAGGCCCAGAGAACCAGGGGGAGGCAGGAGGGGAGGCUGGGGAGCCAGCCAAGGCUGGGGAGCCAGCCAAGGCUGGGGAGCCAGCCAAGGCCAGCGACCCGGUGGAGGAGACCACCCUUCACAACACCCUAGUGGCACAUCUCUUCCAGCAGUGUCGGUUGGUACAGAGGAUCCUGGACGCCUGGGAGGAGAACGAUCAAAUACAGGCGGAGGGCGGCGCUAGGAGAGGUAACAUGGGUCACCUGACCAGGAUGGCCAACAUGGUGGUACAGAACCUAGAGAAAGGACCAGUCCAGUCCCAGAUCAGUGACCUCAUCAAAGAGUUGCCAGAGGACUGCAGAGGACGCUGGGAGAGCUUUGUGGAUGAGACCCUGAGAGAGACCAACAGGAGAAACACAGUUGAACUGGUGAGCACCCAUAACCUACACUCUUCCAGUGAGGACGAUGAUAUGGAGAGUCCCUUCCCCAACGAUCUGUCACUCCAACAGGCCUUCUCAGACUAUCAGAUCCAGCAGAUGACUGCCAACUUUGUGGAUCAGUUUGGGUUCAACGAUGAGGAGUUCAGUGAGCAUGAUGAAAACAUCAAUGCCACAUUUGACCGGAUUGCAGAAAUAAACUUCAAUCUAGAUGCUGAUGAUAAUAGUGCCAACGCUACUGCCUUUGAGGCCUGCUGUAAAGAGAGGAUACGUCAGUUUGACGAUGCUGAAGAGGAGGAGGACAUUUGGGAGGAGAAGGAGAUUAACUAUGCAACACAAGUGAAAUCCAGAACAAGGUUUGGGGUGUCCCACACUUCAGAGAGCAGCACCAGGAGCAGUCUGGAGAACGGGGGUCGGGAGCGGGACCGCGGGUCGGGCUCAGACGAGGACGACGACUCCAGACAGAGCGCCCCAGACACAGGCAGCCUGGAGGAGAGCAAGGACAACACACCCAGUACGCCUGGCAAUCAAUCAGCUACUUGUCGAAGCUGGACAGCGAGUUUCGGGGACGCUGGGGGUAACUCAUCCUCUCCGGGUCCUGCAGGCUGGGAUUCCCCAGGGGGGAGUGGAGGAGACAAACAGGUGGCAGGUUGGGCCAACUUCACAGAGUUCCAACCUUUCAGCAGCCCAGAGGCUGCCCCCAGAUGCAGCUCUCCCGUAGGCAACAGUGACGCAGACAAACAAGUCAAACAGGGUCCGGACAAGAGUGGUGCGAGCCCCUCUCCCGGUGGUGAGUGGCCGGUGGGUGAGGGUAGGAAGGCUCCCCUCGUAGCCUCAGAUAGCAGCUCCUCCGGGGGCUCCGACAGCGAGGAGGACGACAAGACUGCCGCCGCCGCCUCGGCAACCACCAGCUUGGACGCCAACAAGAAAGCAGAGGUCAAAAGUGAGGAGAACCCCAUCCCUCUGGAAAAACUGUCCCUCACAGACGCCCCCAAGUCCCACCCAAAGGCACAGCUUGCAGCAGACACACCGCCAACCUCGGCCCCAACCCCUCAGACAGACAAAGAGAAUCCACCCCAGGCCCAGUACCCAGAGAUGCCAGCAGUCAACGGGCCUGUCUGAGGGGCAGACAGACAGAGCCCUAAACCCCAGACUGGUGUGACAGACUGUGCCAUUUCCAGGGAGACCACCCUCCUCCCCAAAUAACCUCACUGCAACCUACAGUGUUUUAAUGAAUCACGCUGCCAUGUUAUUGGACCUGGACACUGCCAAUCAACACCAAUAAUGAGGCGGCGGGACGUGUAAAAGCAACCAAUCAUCCCAACCAACAGGCAGAACAGUGUAGAGGAAAUUGUCUUCAAAGCCUUUUCUGAUGUUGCACAUAAGUACGUGUGGUUUUAAUGUAGCAGUGAUCUCUUUUAAACAACCGAAAUCCGAGAGGAGUGUAAAGUUUUUUUCUGAAGGAUUUGUUCUCGUACUCUUUUCACAAACAGUUGGACUUGAGUGGUAGGGAGUGGAUAGCACAGGUUAACUAAACGAAAUGAUGCCUCAAUAAUAAAUACCUUCCUGAAAUAUUUUUUUCCUUGAGAGCUUAAAAGAAGGCACUUAUGCAGCCAUUUUUACUGUACAUUCUAGCACAACGUUAAGUGUACUACCCUCAGCUCUGCUGGCCAUCUUGUCUGUCUCUAUCACUCAGAUCAAGGUUUUUACCAAACAGGUUUUUUUUUGUCAUGGAAAAACAUCUCUUUAUUCUUGUACCUCACCAGUUCUCUGAAUGUUUUAAAGUGUCCAUCAAGGAAAAAGGGGUGGGUCGAGGAACACAGUUCUAUAGUAUUAGACUUCUGCUCAUGUGCAAUAAUGACAAUUAGCCAUUUUAUUUAAAAAAUGACAUUAACUUUUUUUUUAUCUACUUUUAGUGUUGUCAAGAGGAAGACUCAUUCGGUAUAGUUAUAUGGGCCAACUAAUUUGGAUAUAAACUGAACAAGGUUUUGAUUUGUUUUAUGUUAUUGCAUGUAUAACUGGUUCUCUGUUGACCUAGCUAGUGAGCUGAGACCUGAUUGGAUUUGACUUUAAGUUGUUAUUGUUAUCCCCCUUAAAAUCAACCAAACAUGAUCUACCUAUAUUCAAAUAUCUACAUUUAAAUAAUUUUACAAGCAAUCUUGAGAUUA